This is a messenger RNA of Podarcis muralis (Common wall lizard), 2014 nucleotides long. RefSeq names its product EGF-like fibulin extracellular matrix protein 2 (gene EFEMP2). The record is from RefSeq and is a predicted model, not a curated record. NCBI's taxonomy places the organism in Eukaryota, Metazoa, Chordata, Lepidosauria, Squamata, Lacertidae. Gene Ontology annotation, molecular function: calcium ion binding.
GAGCUAAGUGGAACCAGAUGUUGGGUGGAAUCCUUUUGGCAACUCCGGCUGCCUGGCGGGGGGCCAGGAAUUCAGCGUGGGGGGCUGGAGAGGGGAGCCAGCGCACAGUCUCCCAGGGAGCCCGCGCCUAACACUUCGCGCUCUGCACGCAGCCGGGAUCGGGGCGCGUUUGGAGAAGGCGAGAGAGGGUGCCGGGGGGUGCCAGGCGGCUGCCAGCGUGGCAGAACAAUGAGGUCUGUUUCAUGUCUCCUCUUGGCAACGCUUCUGAGAGCUGCAGUUUCACAGGAACUGGAGGAACCCGACACUUACACGGAAUGCACUGACGGCUACCAGUGGGAUGCAGAGAGUCAACAUUGCAAAGAUGUGAACGAGUGCGAGACCAUCCCCCAUGCCUGCAAAGGGGAGAUGAAGUGCAUCAACCAUUAUGGGGGGUACCUGUGCCUCCCCCGCUCGGCCUCUGUGAUCAACGACGUGAACUCCGAAAGGGCCCCUCCCCCCAGUCCCCCCAGGCCCAGGCCCCCCCAGCAGGCCCAGUACUUUGUACAGAACAACUGCCCCCAGGGCUACGAGCCGGACAGACAAGGAUCCUGCAUGGACGUGGAUGAAUGUGAAUAUGAUUCACACGACUGCCAGCCGAGCCAGCAAUGCAUCAACACGCCUGGGGGCUUCCAUUGCCAGUGUCCGGACGGCUAUCGGAAGAUCGGCACAGAGUGUGUGGACAUUGACGAAUGCCGCUAUCGCUAUUGCCAGCACCGCUGCGUCAACUCCCCAGGCUCGUUCUCCUGCCAGUGCGAACCCGGGUUCCAGCUGGCCAGCAACAACCGCUCAUGUGUUGAUGUAAACGAGUGCGAGAUGGGGGCCCCCUGCAAGCAGCGUUGCUUCAACACGUACGGUACGUUCAUCUGCCGCUGCAACCAGGGCUAUGAGCUGGACCAGGAUGGCUUCACCUGCAAUGACAUUGACGAGUGUAGCUAUUCCACCUACCUGUGCCAAUUCCAGUGUGUCAAUGAGCCGGGACACUUCUCUUGCGCCUGUCCCCAGGGCUACCAGCAGCUGAGCACACGCCUUUGCCAAGAUAUUAACGAGUGUGAGACGGGAGCCUUCGAAUGCACAGAGUCCCAGAAUUGCAUCAACUUUCACGGUGGGUACCGCUGCGUGGAGAAGAACAGCUGCCAGGAGCCAUAUGUGCAAGUCUCUGAAAACCGCUGCCUCUGCCCAGCCACGAACCCGCUCUGCCGCGAUAAUCCGUCCUCCAUCGUCCACCGAUACAUGAGUAUCACGGCUGACCGAACUGUGCCCUCUGACAUAUUCCAGAUCCAGGCCACAAGCGUCUACCCUGGCGCCUAUAACACGUUCCAGAUCCGCUCGGGCAACGAACAAGGAGAGUUCUAUAUCCGGCAAAUCAACAACAUAAGCGCCAUGCUGGUCUUGGCCCGGCCAGUGACAGGGCCCCAUGAGUUUGUCCUGGAUUUGGAGAUGGUCACCAUGAACACCCUGAUGAGCUACCGUUCCAGCUCGGUGUUGCGGCUCACCGUCUUUGUGGGAGCCUAUUCGUUCUAGCCAAGCAGCAGCAAUUCCCCUUGCCUGGCUGAGGAGGGGAGGGAAACAUCUGCUGGGUUGGGCUGUGUAAGAGAGGAACCGAGAGGCAAGAAGCCACGACCCCAGCGGCCAGGGAAGGGAUCUGUCAUGGCCUUUUGCAUCUUCCCCGACCCCCAAGAAGCACCCAUCAUCACAACUGGAUGAAGAGGGACCAGAGCUGCGACUGGGGGGCCAGAGCUGUGGCUUCAAAGGCGAGCGCCACCCCCCCCCCAGAACCGCCCUUUGAGCCACCACCCUGCCUGGCAGUGGAACUCGUGCCCCCUUCUCCCACUGCCCCCUGCAUCUCAGAGCACAGAGGGGCCUCUAGAACCUCGCAGCAAGGCUCCGUGUUUGUUUUCUGCUUAACAGAGUGAGGGAGAGAAAGACAAAACAAAAAUUAGUAAAAUGGUUUUUUAUGUGUGUGGAAAGGAAAUGA